AUGGGUUCGAGUACUAUGAAGACUGUCGCAGACGACCAGGAAAGCGUGAAGCCAGCUUCGAACCACGAGCUGGUUCAGCGGUUCUCUAUACUUUCAACUCUGGCUCUGGGGUUUAGUAUGACAAACUCAUGGCUGGGAUACUCUGCUACUUUUAUCACACCGUUGGACAUGGGAGGUAGUCCAAUGGUGUUCUUCGGUCUCAUCGUCGCAUCGAUUGCAUGCUGCAUUAUUACUGCCGGAUUGGCGGAGCUGGCCUCUGCUUUCCCAUCCAGUGGUGGUCAGUAUCAUUUUGCGUACAUGGUGGCAUCACCCAAGUAUCGCUCGCUUGUUGCCUUUGUGAUCGGCUGGCUGAGCAUUGCCGCAUGGUGCUUGACCAGCGCCUCGACCGCCAUCGUGUGCGCUCAAAUGGCUGGCAGUCUUGCUAGCAUCUACAAUCCUUCGUAUACGGCCGAAGCCUGGCAGACAUACCUUAUAUACCUGCUGAUCAUGAUCCUUGCCACGUGUAUUGUCUGUUUCAGUCCGAAUGUAAUUCCCAGGGGUGAAAUCGUCCUGCUCUGGUGCAGUGUUGCCGGCUUCGUGGCAAGUUUUGUUACGGUCUUGGCCACCCAACGUCACCCACAAUCUGCGAAAGCCGUGUUCACCGAAUACAAGAACGAAUCUGGCUGGGAUGAUGGGACGUCUUUCAUUGUCGGACUGGGAACGUGCAUGUAUGCCUACCUUGCCAUCGACGGUGCAACACACAUUGCCGAAGAGGUCCCUUGCCCAGCCAAGAAUGUCCCAAAGGCCAUGGGGAUGACCAUGUUGAUUGGCAUGUUUACGGUCAUUCCCUGGACGAUCGCCUUUUUGUUCACUCUCACCGACAUUGAUGCAAUUAUCAGCUCAGCAAUCCCGAUCCAUACCGUAUACAACCAAGCGACCAACAGCGAGACUGCAGCUACUGUUCUCACCGUGUGGAUUCUCUUCAUCUAUUCAGGGGCAUUGGUCUCCUGCGUAGUCACCACUGGGCGGCUCACAUACGCCUUUAGCCGUGAUGGUGGCCUUCCCUUUUCUUCUUUCUUCAGUCGAGUUGAUUCGAGGAACCAAGUCCCCAUCAAUGCAACUCUGGCAUGCUUUGGCUUUGUCAGUCUUUAUGGACUGAUCUAUAUCGGAUCAACCACAGCGUUCAACAGCUUCAUCUCAAUGUCGAUCAUGUCACUGAACAUCACCUACGUUGCACCCCAAGCGAUCGCAGUCUGGCGAGGACGUGAUAGCGUGCUUCCGGAGCGCCCAUUCCGUCUUGGACGUUAUGUUGGCACGUUCUGUAAUUGGUUCAGCACCCUAUGGGUAGCAUUUAUAUCGGUGAUGUUUUGCUUCCCAACCACAAACCCAACCACGGUCGAGAGCAUGAAUUAUGUGAGUGUGGUACUUGUGGGUAUCUCAGCUGCUAUUUUCGCUCUCUGGUUUGGCGGGAAGAGAAAGACUUUUGUUGGUCCAGAGAUAGUUAUUGAAGGUGCUGCUCCGGGUCACACGCACGAGUCGGAGUAA
Messenger RNA from Penicillium pulvis, 1524 nucleotides. RefSeq names its product putative GABA permease. The transcript has 4 exons. Gene Ontology annotation, molecular function: transmembrane transporter activity. The record is from RefSeq and is a predicted model, not a curated record. Lineage: Eukaryota; Fungi; Ascomycota; Eurotiomycetes; Eurotiales; Aspergillaceae. Bases 1 to 1524 code for a protein of 507 amino acids. Gene Ontology annotation, cellular component: membrane. Gene Ontology annotation, biological process: transmembrane transport.